AAGAAAAAGUUAAAUGAAACGAAUAACAUAAAUUACUGAGUAAACAAUAAAAACUUCCAUUUUAAUUAGCCAAGAGGUUACGUCAUGCUUAACGCAAGGGGAGGGGCGGGUGACGCCAUUUUCACGCAGCGUCAGUCACUGAGUGAAUCAGUGAAUCCAACAGAAGACCACCGAGCUGUCACAUGCAGGGCGGCCACCCACACGGACGUUCUGCCGCAUGAAGCCGCAGUCCUGCCGGCUUUCGAUUCACUGCGUGGUCGCAGACAUGACGGAGCUGCUGGAGCUGAGAGUGAAGGCAGCGCUCGGUUCAGCUGUGUGGCUAUAAAGCUAAAGUGGACAUCAACUAACGACAGCGGAUUCGACACCCGCUUGGAAGAAAAUUAAGUUUUAAAAUUCAUAUUCUCAUAAUUUAAAACAUUUGGCCCAGACUUCGGCGGACUGAGGAGCGGGAUCCCCGUCUCUGAUAAAACGUGAUUUAUCCGGGUCAAGAGGAAAAGGAAGCGGCGCUACUUUCCCGGCUUCAGUGACAGCGGAUGUCCUGAGAGAACGGAUGCGUGAGGACAUGUCCACCAUGGUGUGUGUGAAGGAGGAGGAGGACCCCGGGGAGAAACUGUCCCAGGAUGAAAUCAUCUGCAGGACCAAGCAGGUGAUCCAGGGCCUGGAGGCCCUGAAACAGGAGCAUCACUCCAUCCUGGACGGCCUGCUGGGGACGCUGCGCUGCCUGAAGCAGGAGGAGGAGGGUGUCCUGGUGGAGGAGAAGUCUCACAUGAUCCGCAAGUCCCUGGAAAUGCUGGACCUCGGGUUAAGUGAGGCUCAGGUGAUGAUGGCACUGUCAAGCCACCUGAGUUCUGUGGAGUCCGAGAAGCAGAAACUGCGUUCUCAGGUCCGCCGUCUGUGCCAGGAGAACCAGUGGCUGAGGGACGAGCUGGCUGGGACGCAGCAGAAACUGCAGAAGAGUGAGCAGAGCGUGGCCCAGCUGGAGGAAGAGAAGAAGCACCUGGAGUUCAUGAACCAGCUGAAGAAGUACGACGAGGACCUGUCGCCCUCCGAGGAGAAAGACUCCGACUCCAGCAAAGAGACUCUGGAUGAUCUCUUUCCUGACGACCAUGAUGAACAAGCUCCAGGCAUGCAGCCAGCUCAUGGUAGUGCUGCAGCUGCGGCGGCUCAGCAGGGAGGUUAUGAGAUCCCGGCCCGCCUCAGGACGCUCCACAACCUGGUGAUCCAGUACGCCUCCCAGGGCAGGUACGAGGUGGCCGUGCCUCUGUGUAAGCAGGCCCUGGAGGACCUGGAGAAGACCUCUGGACACGACCACCCAGACGUGGCCACCAUGCUGAACAUCCUGGCCCUGGUUUACAGGGAUCAGAACAAAUACAAGGAGGCAGCCAAUCUUCUGAAUGAUGCCCUGGCCAUCAGGGAGAAGACUCUGGGCAGAGACCAUCCUGCUGUGGCCGCCACCCUCAACAACCUGGCUGUGCUGUACGGGAAGAGAGGGAAGUACAAGGAAGCAGAGCCUCUGUGUAAGAGGGCGCUGGAGAUCAGAGAGAAGGUUCUGGGGAAGGACCACCCUGAUGUGGCCAAACAGCUGAACAACCUGGCUCUGCUGUGUCAGAACCAGGGCAAGUACGAGGAGGUGGAGUAUUACUACAUGAGGGCACUGGAGAUCUACCAGACCAAACUGGGCCCCGAUGACCCCAACGUGGCCAAGACCAAGAACAACCUGGCAUCCUGUUACCUGAAGCAGAGCAAGUUCAAGCAGGCUGAGACACUUUAUAAAGAAAUCCUCACCCGAGCUCAUGAGAGGGAGUUUGGCUCCGUGGAUGAUGAGAACAAACCCAUCUGGAUGCACGCUGAAGAGAGGGAGGAGCAGAGCAAGGGAAAACAGAAGGAUGGUUCUCCGUUUGGAGAAUAUGGAGGCUGGUACAAGGCCUGUAAAGUCGACAGUCCAACAGUGACCACCACUCUGAAAAACCUGGGCGCCCUCUACAGGCGGCAGGGUAAAUUUGAGGCUGCAGAGACUCUGGAGGAAGCAGCCAUGCGCUCCAGAAAACAGGGUCUGGACAACGUGCACAAGCAGCGCGUGGCAGAGGUCCUGAGUGAACCUGAGAACCGUGAAAAGCAGCGCAGCCGCGAGAGUUUGACCUCUGACACGGUGAAGUACGAGAGCGGACCUGACGGUGGAGAGGAAGUGAGUAUGAGCGUCGAGUGGAACGGGGACGGUUCUGGUUCUCUGAAGAGAAGCGGUUCCUUCAGUAAGCUGCGCGCCUCCAUCCGUCGUAGCAGCGAGAAACUGGUGAGGAAACUGAAAGGAGGAGGAUCAUCAUCUCGAGACAGUGAACCCAAGAAUCCAGGCAUGAAGAGAGCCAGUUCUCUGAGUGUUCUUAACGUGGCGGACAAGCCAGCGAGUGACCAGUAUCAAGAAAGAAAUAAUUGUCUGAGGAAGAGUCGUGACCUGAGCGCCAGUCACACCAACCUGGCGCGUUGACGGUCUGUCCCACGUGGUCAGGAUCCACCCUCCCGACUGUAAACUGUAAAAACGUUGGUGUCACCACUGUACAGUUUUAUGCUUCACUGCACUUUGAUAAAUGCUAGCUGUUGCUUUUAGAUUUUCGCUGUAGGUUUCAUUGAAAUAACCUUGAAGCAGGAGCAAAUAUGAAGAUGUGUAUGAAGACAAAUAUCCGCUGAUCUGAGAUCCGUGUGAAUGAUGACCUUUUUUUUACUUAUGAAGAUCUGUGUUUACAAAAAUGUUUUGUUGUAGUUUCUUGUCCAUUUUAGCUGCUUUAAAUAGUUUAUUUUCUGGAAUUAAAAAGUUGUUAUCAUUUGGCAACAACUUUCUCAGGAGCAGGUUCUAGUUUCACACACUGACGGCAGAGAAAUUUUAAGGUUUGUUUUUGAGGUUACACUCGACAACACUUUACUGCGAGAGUGAAGUUGAACAAAUAAAAACCAAAAACUCUUAAAACAAUAACAUUAUUUAGUGACUUGGUUAAUGUUAUGUACAAUUUAAUAUUUGUUUUCCCUUUGAUAUUAGUUGCAAAUACUUGAAUCAUAAAAAAAGUUAUGUUUACCUACGAAAGGUUUAUCUUCCUAAGAUUUGAGCAUUAACAAAAUGUAACAAAAAUUUUUAUCAAGAAAAA
Molecule: messenger RNA, 3134 nt
Organism: Cynoglossus semilaevis (tongue sole)
Lineage: Eukaryota; Metazoa; Chordata; Actinopteri; Pleuronectiformes; Cynoglossidae
Gene: klc1a
Product: kinesin light chain 1a
Exons: 16
Coding region: 551-2482 (643 amino acids)
Biological process (GO): microtubule-based movement
Cellular component (GO): cytoplasm; kinesin complex
Molecular function (GO): kinesin binding
Source: RefSeq, a predicted model, not a curated record